GUGCGGUGUCUCAGUGAUGGGAUCAGUGUGAGGGAGCAGAGUGCUGCUGUCUCUGGGCCUGACAUGGCCUGUCUGAUGGCCGCCUGGUCCGUCCACAACCCCAGCGUCACCAACUCCAUCAUCAUGAACACCAACGGGCCCCCAGACCUCAUGUUGGACCCGCGGGCGGUGUGCGUCUGUAUGGACGACGUGGCGAGCCAGCGGCCGGCGGGCGGCCAGCAGACGCCGCUGCUGCACGGGUACUUAAAGAAGGUGGACAACAACCAGACGGAGGCCCAGAGGUUCUCCUCGCUGCCGCGCAGACCGGCCGUCAACAUCGAGUUCAGGGACAUCUCGUACUCCGUCAGGGAGGGGCCCUGGUGGAGGAAGAAAGGUUACAAAACUCUGCUGAAAGGGAUCUCUGGGAAAUUCACCAGCGGGGAGCUGGUGGCCAUCAUGGGGCCCUCAGGGGCCGGGAAGUCCACCCUCAUGAAUAUCCUGGCCGGGUACAGAGAGACGGGGAUGAAGGGGGAGAUCCUGAUCAACAGUCAGCCCAGAGACCUGCGCUCCUUUAGGAAGGUUUCCUGUUACAUCAUGCAGGACGACAUGCUGCUGCCUCACCUCACCAUACAGGAAGCCAUGAUGGUUUCAGCCAACCUGAAGCUGCAGGAGAAGGCGGAGGCUCGCAGAGAGAUGGUGCGGGAGAUCCUGAUGGCUCUGGGUUUGCUGGACUGUGCUAAGACCAGGACAUCUCACCUGUCGGGUGGUCAGAGGAAGAGGCUGGCCAUCGCUCUAGAGCUCGUCAAUAAUCCUCCGGUCAUGUUCUUUGAUGAACCCACUAGCGGCUUGGACAGCUCGUCCUGUUUCCAGGUGGUCUCUCUGCUGAAAGCUCUGGCUCAGGGAGGACGGACCGUCAUCUGCACCAUCCACCAACCCAGCGCCAAACUGUUUGAACUCUUUGACAAGCUGUACGUGCUGAGUCAGGGUCAGUGCAUCUACAGAGGGAAAGUCUGCAGUCUGGUUCCCUACCUGAGAGAGCUCGGACUCAAUUGCCCCACCUACCACAACCCGGCCGACUUUGUGAUGGAGGUGGCGUCUGGAGAACACGGAGAUCAAAUGGUGCGACUGGUGCGAGCCGUCCAGGACAGGAAGUGUGAGAAGACUGAAGUGAACGGAGACACUCGCCUCCACCCGCUCAUGUGGCACCGCACUGAGGAGGAGAGUUCGGCGUCUGAAGGUUGUCACAGUUUCUCGGCCAGCUGCAUGACGCAGUUCUCCAUCCUGUUCAGGAGAACGUUCCUCAGCAUCCUCAGAGACUCUGUGCUGACUCACCUGAGGAUCUCCUCUCACAUCGGGAUCGGCGUCCUGAUUGGUCUGUUGUACCUGGGCAUCGGGAACGAGGCCAAGAAGGUUCUCAGUAACUCGGGCUUCCUCUUCUUUUCCAUGUUGUUCCUCAUGUUCGCCGCUCUGAUGCCCACAGUGCUAACAUUUCCUCUGGAGAUGGGAGUUUUUCUGAGGGAACACCUGAACUACUGGUACAGUCUGAAGGCGUAUUAUCUCGCCAAAACUAUGGCGGAUGUCCCCUUCCAGGUAGUGUUCCCGCUGGUGUACUGCAGUAUUGUGUACUGGAUGACGGCUCAGCCUCCGGACGCCAGACGCUUCUUCCUCUUCCUGUCUCUGGGCGUUCUGACCUCUCUGGUGGCUCAGAGUCUGGGCCUGCUGAUCGGAGCCGCCUCCACCUCUCUGCAGGUGGCGACGUUUGUGGGUCCGGUCACAGCGAUCCCUGUGCUGUUGUUCUCCGGGUUCUUUGUCAGCUUCGACACCAUCCCCUGGUACCUUCAGUGGAUGUCUUACAUCUCCUACGUCAGGUACGGCUUCGAGGGCGUCAUCCUGUCGAUCUACAGUUUGGACCGAGAGGAUCUUCACUGCGAUGAUCACGACACCUGCCACUUCCAGAAGUCGGAGGCUAUCCUGAAGGAGCUGGACAUGCUGGACGCCAAACUCUACCUGGACUUUAUCGUCCUAGCCAUCUUCUUCUUCUCCCUGAGGCUCAUCGCUUACUUUGUCCUCCGGUAUAAAAUCAGCGCUGAGAGGUAG
Perca fluviatilis (European perch) is the source of this 2076-nucleotide messenger RNA. RefSeq names its product ATP-binding cassette, sub-family G (WHITE), member 1 (gene abcg1). Gene Ontology annotation, molecular function: ABC-type sterol transporter activity; ATP binding; ATP hydrolysis activity. The transcript is spliced from 15 exons. The coding region runs from base 64 to 2076 and encodes 670 amino acids. Gene Ontology annotation, biological process: cholesterol homeostasis. The record is from RefSeq and is a predicted model, not a curated record. NCBI's taxonomy places the organism in Eukaryota, Metazoa, Chordata, Actinopteri, Perciformes, Percidae. Gene Ontology annotation, cellular component: plasma membrane.